UCCCGGCAGGGUCAGGAGCCAAAGGGACUUUGCACCCCGAGGCAGCGCUCGCUCCCCGCUCCUUCCCCGCAAGCCUUGGAGCCGCCGAAGGGAAAGCAGAAUGCUCCGGUCUUAUCUGCGAGGGGAGGCAGGCUCGGUGGGCAGGGUUUGCGCGAAGGCUGCUGGCUUAUAAGCAGCCGGCAGCGGAGGCAAAGCCGUCUCGGAAGGCACCGAACGGGGCCCCCCCUCCGCGCAGCGCUCCCGCCGCGAUGCCCCCAGCGCUGGGGCUGCUGCUCGGGCUCAGCCUGGCAGGUGCCCUUCGGGCCCAGUUCGAGCCCCCCCAGCAUCCCAGCACCGAGGAGGGGGCCGCCCUCUUCGCCAGUGACUACAACAGCACGGCCGAGCUCGUCCUCUUCGAGAGCGUCUCGGCGAGCUGGAAUUACAACACCAACCUGACGGCGGAAAACGCUGCUCUGCAGGUCCAGGCAUCGCUGGAGGAGCAGAACUUCACGGAGCUGUGGGGGAAGAGAGCCAAGGAGCUCUAUGGCAACAUCUGGAGCAACUUCUCAGACCCACAGCUGAGGAAGAUCAUCGGCUCCAUUCAGACCCUGGGACCCUCCAACCUGCCCCUGGACAAGAGAGAGCAGUACAACACCAUCCUGAGCGACAUGGACAAGAUCUACUCCACGGCCAAGGUGUGCCUGCCCAACGGCACCUGCUGGGAUCUGGAGCCAGACCUCUCAGACAUCAUGGCCAUGUCCCGCAGCUACAAGAAGCUGCUCUAUGCCUGGGAGGGGUGGCACAACGCCGCGGGGAACCCACUGCGCCCCAAGUACGAGGAGUUCGUGCAGCUGAGCAACGAGGCCUAUUCGGCAGAUGGAUUUGAGGACACAGGCAGCUACUGGCGCUCCUGGUACGACUCAGACACCUUUGAGGAUGACCUGGAGAGUAUCUACAACCAGCUGGAGCCGCUCUACCUCAGCCUGCACGCCUUCGUCAGGAGGAAGCUCUAUGACCACUACGGCCCCAAAUACGUCAACCUGAGGGGCCCCAUCCCUGCUCACCUCCUGGGGAACAUGUGGGCUCAGCAGUGGAACAACAUCUAUGACCUGAUGGUCCCCUACCCUGAGAAGCCCAACCUUGAUGUCACGAGUGCCAUGGUGCAGCAGGGCUGGAAUGCCACCCACAUGUUCCGGGUCUCAGAGGAGUUCUUCACGUCCUUGGGGCUGCUGGAGAUGCCCCCCGAGUUCUGGGAGAAGUCCAUGCUGGAGAAGCCGACGGACGGGCGGGAGGUGGUGUGUCACGCCUCGGCCUGGGACUUCUACAACCGCCGAGACUUCAGGAUCAAGCAGUGCACGUCGGUGACCAUGGAGCAGCUGUUCACGGUGCACCACGAGAUGGGCCACAUCCAGUACUACCUGCAGUACAAGGACCAGCCCGUCUCCUUCCGCAGUGGGGCCAACCCUGGCUUCCACGAGGCCAUCGGGGAUGUCCUGUCGCUGUCUGUCUCCACCCCAAGCCACCUCCACACAAUCGGUCUCCUCAGCAAUGCCACUGAGGAUGAAGAGAGCAACAUCAACUACCUGCUGAAGAUGGCCCUGGAGAAGAUUGCCUUCCUACCCUUUGGCUACCUCAUCGACCAGUGGCGCUGGAACGUGUUCAGUGGCCGCACGCCCCCGAGCCGCUACAACUCCGACUGGUGGUACCUGAGAACCAAAUACCAGGGUAUCUGUGCCCCUGUCACAAGGAAUGAGAGCAACUUCGACCCUGGAGCAAAGUACCACAUCCCUGGGAACACUCCUUACAUCAGGUACUUUGUGAGCUUCAUCCUCCAGUUCCAGUUCCACAAGGCGCUGUGCCAGGCAGCCGGUCACAGUGGCCCCCUGCACACCUGUGACAUCUACAGGUCCAGAGAGGCUGGAGACAAGCUCAGGGAAGUGUUGAAAGCUGGGUCUUCCAAGUCGUGGCAGGAAGUCCUGUUCAACCUCACUGGCACGGAUAAGAUGGAUGCUGGGGCCCUCCUGGAGUACUUCAGCCCUGUCACCACGUGGCUUCAGGAGCAGAACAACAAGACCAAUGAGGUGCUGGGCUGGCCUGACUUUGAGUGGCGUCCCCCUGUCCCUGAAGGCUACCCUGAAGGCAUUGACAAAAUAACAGACGAAGCACAAGCCAAAGAGUUCCUGGCCGAGUACAACAGCACAGCCGAGGAGGUGUGGAACGCCUACACCGAGGCAUCCUGGGCCUACAACACCAACAUCACCGACCACAACAAGGAGGUCAUGCUGGAGAAGAACUUGGCCAUGUCCAAGCACACCCUGGAUUACGGCAUGAGGGCCAGGCAGUUCGACACCUCCGACUUCCAGGACGAAAGUGUCACCCGCAUCCUCAAGAAACUGAGUGUCAUCGAGAGGGCAGCCCUGCCUGAGGAUGAGCUGAUGGAGUAUAACACCCUCCUCUCAGAUAUGGAGACCACGUACAGCCUGGCCAAGGUCUGCAGGGACGACAAAACCUGUCUCCCACUGGAUCCUGACCUCACAGACAUCAUGGCCACCUCCCGGGACUAUGACGAGCUCCUCUUUGCCUGGAAGGGCUGGCGGGAUGCUUCUGGGAAGAAGAUGAGGAACGACUACAAGCGAUACGUGGAACUGAGCAACAAGGCAGCCGUGCUCAAUGGUUAUACAGACAAUGGGGCCUACUGGAGAUCCCUGUACGAGACAUCCACCUUCGAGGAAGAUCUGGAGAGGCUGUACCAGCAGCUGCAGCCCCUGUACCUCAACCUGCACGCCUACGUACGCCGGGCCCUCUACAAGAAGUAUGGGGCAGAGCACAUAAACCUGAGGGGGCCCAUCCCUGCUCAUCUGCUAGGCAACAUGUGGGCUCAGUCAUGGUCCAACAUUUUCGACCUGGUGAUGCCUUUCCCGGAUGCCACCAAGGUGGAUGCCACCCCAGCCAUGAAAGAACAGGGCUGGACACCCAAGAGGAUGUUUGAGGAGUCGGACCGUUUCUUUACCUCCCUGGGCCUCAUCCCCAUGCCCCAGGAGUUCUGGGACAAGUCCAUGAUCGAGAAGCCCUCGGAUGGGCGGGAGGUGGUGUGUCACGCCUCGGCCUGGGACUUCUACAACCGCAAGGACUUCAGGAUCAAGCAGUGCACGGUGGUGAACAUGGACGACCUGAUCACGGUGCACCACGAGAUGGGCCACAUCCAGUACUUCCUGCAGUACAGGGACCAGCCCGUCCCCUUCCGGGAUGGGGCCAAUCCCGGCUUCCACGAGGCCGUCGGGGAUGUCAUGGCCUUGUCCGUCUCCACCCCCAAACACCUGCACAGCAUCAAUCUGCUGGAUGAAGUCAAGGAAGACCAAGAGAGUGACAUUAACUACCUGAUGAGCAUCGCCCUGGACAAAAUCGCCUUCCUGCCCUUCGGGUACCUCAUGGACCAGUGGCGCUGGAAGGUGUUUGACGGGCGGAUCAAGGAUGACGAGUACAACAAGGAGUGGUGGAACCUCAGGACGAAGUACCAGGGUUUGUGCCCACCAGCACCGAGGUCUGAAGAUGACUUUGACCCCGGGGCAAAGUUUCACAUCCCUGCCAACGUCCCCUAUAUCAGGUACUUUGUCAGCUUCGUGAUCCAGUUCCAGUUCCACCAGGCUCUCUGUAAGGCAGCCGGGCACACGGGUGCCCUGCACACCUGUGACAUCUACCAGUCCACGGAGGCUGGGAAGAUCCUGGGGGAUGCCCUGAAGCUGGGUUUCAGCAAGCCAUGGCCUGAGGCCAUGCAGCUCAUCACGGGGCAGCCCAACAUGUCAGCAGAGGCCCUGAUGAGCUACUUUGAGCCGCUCAUGACGUGGCUGGAGAAGGAGAAUGAGAAGAACGGGGAGGUCCUGGGCUGGCCCGAGUACAGCUGGACUCCUGACUCAGGUAUGCAGGCCCCAGAUGGCUCCAGCAAAACUGAUUUCCUGGGAAUGUCCCUGACCAAAAGCCAAGCCUCGGCAGGCGCCUGGGUCCUGCUCGCCCUGGCGCUCGUCUUCCUGAUCACCACCAUCUUCUUCAGCAUCAAGUUCUUCUCGUCCAGGAGAAAGGCCUUCAAAUCCAGCUCAGAAAUGGAACUGAAAUGAGGCAGCCACCAGCGGGGCAGCAGGGACAGGGUGCAAGCACGGGCACUUGGCCAGGCUGGCAGCCAUGCCAUGGGCACACUUGCCAACAAAGCCAUGGGUUUCCACAGCCCAGGACUCCUCUCUCCUCCUAUCAGGUCAGACAUUUCUUUCCACUAUGCAAGAGCCAAAGCAGAGAAGAGCUAUUUAUUUGACAAUGUCUGCAUCGGGGGAAAGAGAAAUUCCGGCGCCGGCAGGCACGGAGCCGUCACGAGCUGCCCCUGUGCCCAGGGCUGGAGCUGGUCCUGCCUGGUCACCCACCAGCCAACUCUGACCUGUGGGCAAAGCCACAGAGACUUGAGUCACAGAGGACAGUUUGGGGAGGGACAGAGCACGUUCUUCCCCCUGGUUUGCCUCUGCCAGGCUGUUCGUUUGCAUGGAUGAAAAAUAAACCCAUGUCUUGGCACCCUCCGAGCAGCAGCUCAGCUCCUUCUUGCAGGUGGGCUGGGAUCUCAACAGGACAGGGCU
Messenger RNA from Chiroxiphia lanceolata (lance-tailed manakin), 4595 nucleotides. It is a transcript of the gene ACE, whose product is annotated as angiotensin I converting enzyme. Gene Ontology annotation, molecular function: metallopeptidase activity; peptidyl-dipeptidase activity. Gene Ontology annotation, biological process: proteolysis. The transcript has 25 exons. Gene Ontology annotation, cellular component: plasma membrane. The coding region runs from base 249 to 4091 and encodes 1280 amino acids. NCBI's taxonomy places the organism in Eukaryota, Metazoa, Chordata, Aves, Passeriformes, Pipridae. The record is from RefSeq and is a predicted model, not a curated record.